Tachysurus vachellii is the source of this 5809-nucleotide messenger RNA. RefSeq names its product NACHT, LRR and PYD domains-containing protein 12-like. The coding region runs from base 644 to 5284 and encodes 1546 amino acids. The record is from RefSeq and is a predicted model, not a curated record. NCBI's taxonomy places the organism in Eukaryota, Metazoa, Chordata, Actinopteri, Siluriformes, Bagridae. The transcript has 20 exons. Gene Ontology annotation, molecular function: protein binding.
CAGUUGGACUGGGACGAAAUUUGUGUUGUGAAUGAUCUGAUCCUGUGCUUCUCACGUGGUUUAGGGCUGCAGCCACGUAAUGGGCUUAGCCGUAUCAGGUGAGAGAGCGUUGUGUUUAAACCUGUCAGGGCUGGGCGACACUCAGAAAGCAGAGGUGAUAGAUGCCCCUUACGACCCGACUAAGAGUUUAUUCGGGCCUGCUCUCGAGAAAAGAGAAACCAGCACCCUCAGGCAACAGGAAGAUGAAGCUUUUUAUCUCUGCUUGCCACGCAAACAAGUGAUAUGACCACCCUCUCAGCUGUUGUGGCAGGGCUUUGCAGCAGCCGCAGCAUUGAGAGGGAGGCCGAUGAGCACGAGAGCUGUAAGACCUACUCACAAUGGACAAGAGGCCGGUCAGCGACCACGACCGGAUGGCUCCGGACCUUGGGGAAAAGAUUUAUUUGCAGCCGCGGUGGCUAGGAACCGUCCGCCCCACACUGAGGAAUGGAAGAAGAAGCGUGCGACCUGACACACAGGUAUUCCCCGGUCCUUCUCUCUCCGCCUGCAAAGAGAAGAAGGUGGGAAUACAGCCCUUCUGUUCAAAGUUUGUAAACUCCAGAGUAAGAGAAAGAGAUCAGAAUCACCAACACAGAGCUGUAUCUCCAUGAUGAGUGAUCAGUCCAUGGAUCCUCCUCUGGGGUUUAAAGAUGGAGACUCAUCCCUUCUACACAGUAAACUCCAGAGAAAGAGAUCAGAAUCACCAACACACAGCUGUAUCUCCAUGAAGAGUGAUCAGUCUAUGGAGGUUCCUCUGAAGUUUAAAGAUGGAGACUCAUCACUUCUACACAGUAAACUCCAGGGAAAGAGAUCAGAAUCACCAACACACAGUUGUAGCUCCAUGAAGAGUCAUGAGUCUAUGGAUCAUCAUCUGGAGGUUAAAGCUGUAGACUCCUCACUUCUACACAGGUACGACCCAGAAUCUGCUGGUGGAAAUGAAUUCCAGAAAAAGUUCAAAUUAAAUCUGAUGAAGAAGUUUCAGUGUUUGAAUGGAGUGAUGAUAAACCUGGGAACCCAAACACUCCUGAAUGAGAUCUACACAGAGCUCUACAUCACAGAGGGAGACAGUGGAGAAGUCAAUAAUGAACAUGAGGUGAGACAGAUCGAGGCAGCAUCCAGGAGAAGAACAACAGAGGAAACACCAAUCAAAUGCAAUGACAUCUUUAAGCCUUUAUCUGAACAAGACAAACCCAUCAGAACUGUGCUGACAAAUACAUCAUCUAAACAAGACAAACCCAUCAGAACUGUGCUGACAAAUACAUCAUCUGAACAAGACAAACCCAUCAGAACUGUGCUGACAAAGGGAGUCGCUGGCAUCGGUAAAACAGUCUCUGUGCAGAAGUUCAUUCUGGACUGGGCUGAAGGGAAAGCAAAUCAGGACGUCCACCUCAUAUUUCCACUUCCUUUCAGAGAGCUGAAUUUGAUGAAGGACCAGAAACUGAGUCUGAUGGAGCUCCUUCAUGUGUUUUUUAUGGAAACAAAAGAAACAGAAAUGUCCAGUUUGGAAAAGGUUCUGUUCAUUUUUGAUGGUUUGGACGAGUGUCGUUUUCCCCUAGAUUUCCAGAACACAGUGAGAGUGUGUGAUGUAACUGAAUCGGCAUCAGUGCCUGUACUGCUGAUAAACCUGAUCAAAGGGAAUCUGAUUCCCUCUGCUCUCAUCUGGAUCACCUCCAGACCUGCAGCAGCUGAUCAAAUCCUCUCUGAGUGUGUGGAUCGAGUCACAGAGAUACGAGGGUUCAAUGACCCACAGAAGGAGGAGUACUUCAGGAAGAGGAUCAGUGAUCAGAGCCUGGCCAAUCACAUCAUCACACACCUGAAGUCAUUAAGAAGCCUCUACAUCAUGUGUCACAUCCCAGUCUUCUGCUGGAUUUCAGCCACUGUUCUAGAGAGAAUGUUGGGUGAAGCAGAGAGUGCAGAGAUCCCCAAGACUCUGACUCAAAUGUACACACACUUCCUCAUCAAUCAGACAAAUGCCAUAAGAGAAGAAUACUCAAAGAAGCAGGAGAGUGGUGAAGAAAUGCUUCUUAAACUGGGACAACUGGCUUUUCAGCAGCUGAUGAAAGGGAACCUGAUCUUCUAUGAUGAAGACCUGAGAGAGUGUGGUAUUGAUGUGAGAGAAGCAGCAGUGUACUCAGGUGUGUGUACUCAGAUCUUCAGAGAGGAGUUUGGGCUUCACCACAGUAAAGUGUACUGCUUUGUUCAUCUGAGCAUUCAGGAGCAUCUCGCAGCUCUGUAUGUGCACCUGACCUUCAUGAAGGAGAAGAGAAAUGUUCUUAUACAGAAUCAGGUUUCUAACAGGAGGAUGAGAGAAAAUACUAUCAAAGAUGUACAUAACAGUGCUGUAGAUUUGACUUUAGAAAGUCAGACUGGACAUCUGGAUCUUUUCCUUCGCUUUCUUCUGGGUCUCUCACUGGAGUCCAAUCAUAAACUCUUACAUGUUUUAGUAACACAGACAGGAAGUAACCCUCAGAGCACACAGGAAACAGUUCAGUACAUUAAGCAGAUCUUCUAUGAAGAUCUUCCUACAGAGAAAUCCAUCAAUCUGUUCCACUGUCUGAAUGAACUGGGUGAUGAUUCUCUAGUGGAGGAAAUCCAACUCUACCUGAAAUCUGGAAAACAAAGUAAACUAACUUUCUCACAGCUUUCUGCUCUGGUGUUUGUGUUACUGACAUCAUCAGAGGAGCUGGAUGAGUUUGACCUGAGUAAAUAUUUCAGUACAGAUAAGAUAACAGAAGAUGUUGUUCUGAAGAUGAUGCCUGUGAUUACAACAUCCAGUAAAGCAAUUAUCAGCUGUGAUUCACUUCGAGUAAAAAGUUGGUCACCUCUGGUCUCAGCGCUCAGAUCAGAAACUUCCAAACUGAGAGAACUUCAUCUGACUGUGGAAACACUCAAUCUGUCUGGGAAUAAUCGAGGAGACUCAGGAGUGAAGAUUCUCUGUGCUGGACUGGAGAAUCCUCACUGUAAAGUGGAGACACUGAAGUUGUGUGGUUGUGGUGUCUCAGAUGAAGACUGUGCUGCUCUGGCUUCAGCUCUGAGAUCAAACCCCUCACACCUGAGAGAACUGGAUCUGUCCUAUAAUAAUCUAGGGGACUCAGGAGUGAAGAUUUUCUCUGCUGUACUGGAGAAUCCUCACUGUAAACUGGAGACACUGUGGCUGCGUGAGUGUGAUGUCUCAGAUGAAGGCUGUGCUGCUCUGACUUCAGCUCUGAGAUCAAACCCCUCACACCUGAGAGAACUGGAUCUGUCUGAUAAUAAUCUAGGAGACUCAGGAGUGAAGAUUCUCUCUGCUGUACUGGAGAAUCCUCACUGUAAACUGGAGACACUGGGGUUGGAUGGUUGUGAUGUCUCAGAUGAAGGCUGUGCUGCUCUGACUUCAGCUCUGAGAUCAAACCCCUCACACCUGAGAGAACUGAAUCUGUCCUUAAAUAAACUAGGAGACUCAGGAGUGAAGAGUCUCUCUGCUGUACUGGAGAAUCCUCACUGUAAACUGGAGACACUGGGGUUGCGUGAGUGUGAUGUCUCAGAUGAAGGCUGUGCUGCUCUGACUUCAGCUCUGAGAUCAAACCCCUCACACCUGAGAAAACUGAAUCUGUCCUUAAAUAAACUAGGAGACUCAGGAGUGAAGAUUCUCUCUGCUGUACUGGAGAAUCCUCACUGUAAACUGGAGACACUGAAGUUGUAUAAUUGUGGUGUCUCAGAUGAAGGCUGUGCUGCUCUGACUUCAGCUCUGAGAUCAAACCCCUCACACCUGAGAGAACUGGAUCUGUCUGAUAAUAAACUAGGAGACUCAGGAGUGAAGAGUCUCUCUGCUGUACUGGAGAAUCCUCACUGUAAACUGGAGACACUGAAGUUGUAUAAUUGUGAUGUCUCAGAUGAAGACUGUGCUGCUCUGACUUCAGCUCUGAGAUCAAACCCCUCACACCUGAGAGAACUGAAUCUGUCCUGUAAUAAUCUAGGAGACUCAGGAGUGAAGAGUCUCUCUGCUGUACUGGAGAAUCCUCACUGUAAACUGGAGACACUGAAGUUGCGUGGUUGUGGUGUCUCAGAUGAAGGCUGUGCUGAUCUGACUUCAGCUCUGAGAUCAAACCCCUCACACCUGAGAGAACUGGAUCUGUCUGAUAAUAAACUAGGAGACUCAGGAGUGAAGAGUCUCUCUGCUGUACUGGAGAAUCCUCACUGUAAACUGGAGACACUGAAGUUGGAUGGUUGUGGUGUCUCAGAUGAAGGCUGUGCUGCUCUGACUUCAGCUCUGAGAUCAAACCCCUCACACCUGAGAGAACUGGAUCUGUCUGAUAAUAAACUAGGAGACUCAGGAGUGAAGAUUCUCUCUGCUGUACUGGAGAAUCCUCACUGUAAACUGGAGACACUGGGGUUGUGUGGUUGUGGUGUCUCAGAUGAAGACUGUUCUGCUCUGACUUCAGCUCUGAGAUCAAACCCCUCACACCUGAGAGAACUGAAUCUGUCCUUUAAUAAUCUAGGAGACUCAGGAGUGAAGAUUCUCUCUGCUGUACUGGAGAAUCCUCACUGUAAACUGGAGACACUGGAGUUGUGGAAUUGUGAUGUCUCAGAUGAAGGCUGUGCUGCUCUGACUUCAGCUCUGAGAUCAAACCCCUCACACCUGAGAGAACUGAAUCUGUCCUAUAAUAAUCUAGGAGACUCAGGAGUGAAGAGUCUCUCUGCUGUACUGGAGAAUCCUCACUGUAAACUGGAGACACUGAGGUUGUAUAAUUGUGGUGUCUCAGAUGAAGGCUGUGCUGCUCUGACUUCAGCUCUGAGAUCAAACCCCUCACACCUGAGAGAACUGAAUCUGAAUGGGAAUAAUCUAGGAGACUCAGGAGUGAAGAGUCUCUCUGCUGUACUGGAGAAUCCUCACUGUAAACUGGAGACACUGAAGUUGUGGUAUUGUGAUGUCUCAGAUGAAGGCUGUGCUGCUCUGACUUCAGCUCUGAGAUCAAACCCCUCACACCUGAGAGAACUGGAUCUGUCUAAUAAUAAACUAGGAGACUCAGGAGUGAAGAGUCUCUCUGCUGUACUGGAGAAUCCUCACUGUAAACUGGAGACACUGGAGUUGUUUAAUUGUGGUGUCUCAGAUGAAGGCUGUGCUGCUCUGACUUCAGCUCUGAGAUCAAACCCCUCACACCUGAGAGAACUGAAUCUGUACUAUAAUAAUCUAGGAGACUCAGUAAAGAAGCUGCUGUCUGAUCUUAAGGAUGAUGAACAUUACAAACUACAGACACUGAGGGUCUAAUGAAUAUCUGUGUGUGAUGAAGACUCCAGUGUUCCUGCAUUACCAUGAUGGAGAAUAGAGAACAUGUUUAUUAACACAUCACUCAUUUAGUUCUAACACAUUAAACAGACUCAGAGACGUGAGAAGUGUGUGUUCAUCGUGUACAGUGAAUCAGACUAAACACAAUUCUACACUGAGUUUAUAAUGACCUCUGAUCCCUGGAUAAAAUUCCCUGGACCUCAAUCCCAUAAAAACCUGAGGGAUUAUUUGGAACAGCAGGUGAAAAUCCACAUGAACUCGAGCUGAACCCUGUUCAUUUUACUGUUUGUGUGAUUUAUUAUUUGUUUAUUAUUGUGAUAUAAUUUACACUAUUUACACAUGUAUACUUAUAGCUAUAUUACUGGGUACAUAACUAAAAUUAUAUUGUAUAAAGGCACUUAAAAUGUCUUGUAGAAAUACAUCAUACAUUUAGAAGGAAUAAAAUACAUCAUAUUAUAAAGGAUGAAUUUAAAUCAUAAAAUAAUAAAACUUCAUUUCUUUCCCUCA